AUGAGCCAUUUCUCCAAAAGCCGCUCGGAUUCCUAUGCCAGGAGCAUAGUCAACGCUUACAAAUCCAAACGGCCCAUUCUUUUAAACAUAUCCUAUCUCCUACUUUUCAUUGCGGCCUUUACUGGAGCCACAUCGACUUCCAAUAAAAAAGUCCGCAAAGAAAGCACAGAAAAAAAGGCAAAAGAGAAGAAAACCCCAAGGCUCUCGAGAAAUGACUUGAAGACUCUACUAAAAUCUGCCGUUCCCGGCGUUUCCGACUCCGUUGUUGGUUACUUGGCUGGCCAUAUUGUGCUUCUUGUUGCUCGAGCAUUUUUAACCAUUGAAGUUGCCAGUUUAGACGGUAAACUUGUCGGUGCGCUCGUAACGAAGAGGCUACGAAAGUUUGCUCGUCUUUUGGCCUUUUGGAUGUUUUUGGGCAUUCCAGCAUCCUUUGUCAAUGCUUUGCUUAAUUGGACCAAAGAGAAAAUGCGCCAAAGUUUGAGAAGGAACAUCAACGACAGCAUUCUUCAUGAUUAUUUGCCAGAUAACCUAGACCCAAACUAUUAUGCGCUUCUCCAAUCAGCGGAUAGCGACAUUAAGGAUCCAGAUCAGAGAAUCUCUACAGACGUAUCAAGAUUGGCGCAGGCCUUGGCUAGUCUUCCGGGCCAACUUUUGAAACCUAGUUUGGACUUGUUUUUGUGCGCCAGAGAACUUUCAAGAAGUGGAGUGGGAAGUGGAGAAGGUACUUUGGCUCUUGGUUUACUUACCCACUUUUCCACGACGAUUCUCCGGUUCUUUUCUCCUCCUUUUGCCAAAUUGGCCUCGGAACGGGCCAGUCUUGAAGGCCAGCUUCGCUCGGCACACUCUAAAGUUGUUGCAAACAACGAGGAAAUUGCAUUCUUGAGAGGUCAUCCUCGGGAGUUGGAUUAUGUUGAUUACUGUUACUACCAGCUUGAGAGGUUUUUGAAAAUCGAGUAUUCUAAGAGAGCAAUCCACGAAAUAGCGCAGACAUUUAUUGUCAAGUACUUCUGGGGCGCCGCUGGUCUAGUAUUGUGCUCUGCUCCUGUUUUCAUCAACAAGUAUUUCGGCAAAGCUGAAGAUCCAAAUGCCACAAGUGACUUUAUUACGAACAGAAGAUUGCUCUUGAGUGCAUCCGAUUCCAUUGACCGGUUGAUCUAUUCGAGAAAAUACUUGCUUCAAGUUGUCGGCCAUGCUUCUCGAGUGACCUCUAUCCAGAAAGCGUUGAACACGAUCAAGCAAAAGCGAUUGGGCAACAUUAGUGAAUCUUCUACUGGCACUGUCACUUAUGGAAAUGAAAUUACUUUUGAUCGCGUUCGUCUAGUCACCCCAGCCGAUGUGACACUUAUAGAGUCCCUCAGCUUUAGCAUCAAACCGGGUCAGCAUUUGCUUAUUGCCGGUCCUAACGGUGCAGGUAAAUCAUCCAUGUUUAGGAUGUUAGGCGGCUUGUGGCCUUGCAAGGAGGGCCACAUAACUAUUCCUACGUCCGACAACAUGUUUUACUUGCCACAAAGAGCCUAUCUCUGUAAAGGGUCGUUACGUGAACAAAUCACAUAUCCGCAUACUUUAGAGGAGUACAAGCAAAACAAGCAUGGCAAAACAGACAAGGACUUGAAGAAUAUCUUGGAUAUCUUGGACCUUGGGGACUUACUUCAGUCCGACUCUGAUUGGGACGCAGUCAAGAACUGGAAAGAAGAAUUGUCUACCGGAGCCCAGCAACGCUUGGCCAUGGCCCGUUUGUAUUACCACCAGCCUCAGUUUGCCGUUUUGGACGAGUGCACUUCUGCUGUCACUCCUAGUAUGGAACAGUUUAUGUACCAGCAUGCGCAAGAGAUUGGCAUUUCCUUGAUUUCUGUUGCCCACAGACCGGCCCUCUGGCAUUUCCACAAUUUUUUGUUGAAGCUUGACGGCGAGGGAGGCUAUUUCUUCGGACCCUUGGACGCUAGCCGGCGACUCAAGUUUGAAGAGGAAAGACUUAUGUUGGAAAAGAACUUACGAGACGUGCCGCAGUUGCGUGAGCGCUUGGAGGAGUUAAAGAAUGUGUCUACGGCCCACCAUAUCCGACACGAAAGCUCGCAACGGAGUUUGACCAACAUGGCUUAG
Molecule: messenger RNA, 2100 nt
Organism: Clavispora lusitaniae ATCC 42720
Lineage: Eukaryota; Fungi; Ascomycota; Pichiomycetes; Serinales; Metschnikowiaceae
Gene: PXA2
Product: ATP-binding cassette long-chain fatty acid transporter
Biological process (GO): long-chain fatty acid import into peroxisome; very long-chain fatty acid catabolic process; fatty acid beta-oxidation
Cellular component (GO): peroxisomal membrane
Molecular function (GO): ABC-type transporter activity; ATP binding; ATP hydrolysis activity
Source: RefSeq, a predicted model, not a curated record